Molecule: messenger RNA, 1442 nt
Organism: Brassica oleracea var. oleracea
Lineage: Eukaryota; Viridiplantae; Streptophyta; Magnoliopsida; Brassicales; Brassicaceae
Product: serine carboxypeptidase-like 15
Exons: 15
Coding region: 19-1326 (435 amino acids)
Biological process (GO): secondary metabolic process; proteolysis
Molecular function (GO): serine-type carboxypeptidase activity; acyltransferase activity, transferring groups other than amino-acyl groups
Source: RefSeq, a predicted model, not a curated record
CUAAACACUCAAACAAAAAUGGAUUUUUGGAUACUGAAGUUGCUGCUGCCACAACUUCUGCUUGUGCUCAUUCAACAUGCUGAUGCAAUCUCUAUCAUCAAAUAUCUUCCUGGCUUUGAAGGCCCUCUUCCUUUCCAGCUUGAAACUGGGUACAUUGGUGUUGGUGAGGCAGAGGAAGAUCAAAUGUUCUACUACUUCAUCAAAUCUGAGAGGAACCCUGAAGAAGACCCCCUUCUUGUCUGGUUAACUGGAGGACCUGGCUGCUCUUCUUUCUCUGGCCUUGUUUAUGAGAAUGGGCCUCUUGCUUUCAAGGUUGAGGCCUACAAUGGAAGUAUCCCCACUUUGGUGUCUACUACAUAUUCAUGGACUAAGGUGGCGAAUAUAAUUUAUCUGGACCAGCCUGUUGGCACUGGCUUCUCCUACUCAAGAAAUCCCCUUGCUGAUAUACCAAGUGACACAGGAUCAGCUAAGCGGGUCGAUGAGUUUCUUCGUAAGUGGCUAGACAAGCAUCCUGAAUAUUUCUCAAAUCCUUUCUAUGUCACCGGGAACUCUUAUUCCGGUAAGGUGAUUCCGGCCAUUGUUCAAGAAAUCUCAAAUGGAAAUUAUAUAUGCUGCAAACCUCAAAUAAAUCUUCAGGGGUAUGUGCUCGGAAACCCGGUAACAAAUGUUGAUAUUGAUAAUAACACUCGCAUUCCAUUUGCUCACGGAAUGGCACUCAUCUCUGAUGAACUCUAUGAGUCAAUGAAGAAAAGAUGUGGAGGAAAUUAUUUUAACGUCGAUCCUCAAAACACAGAAUGCUUGGAACUCGUUAAAGACUACAAAAAGUCUGUUUCUAGAAUAUAUGAAGAACUUAUCCUACAAUCAAACUGUGACAAAACGUCUCCUGAUUGCUAUACUUAUUGGUAUUCACUAUCUGAAUACUGGGCUAAUAACGAGAGCGUACGUAGAGCACUUAGAGUGGUGAAGGGGACUACAGGGGAAUGGGAUCGAUGUAACUGGAACGUGCAGUGUAAUCAAGACAUUCAAAGCAGCAUACCAUACCAUAUGAAUAACAGUAUCAAAGGCUAUCGAUCUCUCAUCCUCAGUGGUGAUCACGAUAUGACAAUCCCUUUUGUUGGAACUCAAGACUGGAUAAGGUCUCUAAACUUUUCCAUUGUUGAGAAAUGGAGGCCAUGGAUGGUAAAUGAUCAAGUCGCAGGAUAUACCAAGACUUAUGCUAAUAAGAUGACAUUUGCCACUGUAAAAGGAGGUGGGCACACACUAGAGUAUAAACCAGUGGAGAGCUCAAUCUUGUUCGAGAGGUGGAUAAGUGGCCAACCUCUUUAAAUAUAGAAACUUUAAUCUUGUUAUCUGAUUAAUGUUGAAACCGAAAGUGUUUGGUUUCUGGAUUCAUAGAGAGACAUGUUUUGUUAUUAUUUUGUUUUAACUAAUUAUUUUUCUUA